AUGAAAGGAGCUAAAUCAAAGACUGAAACCAGGAGCUCUAAGCUCUCUGUGACUAAGAAGCCUGCGAAGGCAGCAGGCCGUAGCAAAGCAGCGGCUAAGGAUCCUAACAAACCAAAGAGGCCAGCCAGUGCCUUCUUCGUUGGAAAAGCUGCUGGAGACAAGUGGAAGUCCUUGUCAGAUGCUGAGAAAGCACCUUACGCUGCUAAGGCUGAGCAGCGCAAGGUUGACUACGAGAAGAACAUGAAAGCUUACAACAAGAAACUGGAGGAAGGCCCAAAGGAAGAUGAGGAGGAAUCUGAGAAGUCAGUGUCAGAGGUUAAUGAUGAAGAUGAUGCUGAGGAUGGUAGUGAUGAGGAGGAGGACGAUGACUAA
Messenger RNA from Eruca vesicaria subsp. sativa (arugula), 372 nucleotides. Lineage: Eukaryota; Viridiplantae; Streptophyta; Magnoliopsida; Brassicales; Brassicaceae. The record is from the annotation of a GenBank genome assembly.